AUACCCGUAAAUUAUUACAUGGACUGAUAAUUGAAUUCGCAGACUAGGAGAGAAUGAUGUGAAAUGUACAGGAACCCUUCUCCUCCUCCGCAGGAAACUGUUCCAGAAAAUGUAGACAGGAUCGUCAACACAGCCUACUCCCAAUGUUGGGUCCUCAAAGCUCUCGUGGCCCUUUCCUCCCAGACCCUUAAAGAUGAUGAGAGAUUAUCCGAGGAGCUGGAGAACGAGUUUUGUCAACUGUGGGACAUGAGCAGUGACAAACACGUGGGCAGCUUCAUGCUGGACAAGGGACUGUGUGACCUCAUUCUAGCCCCCCUAGUCCGCUCGUCUAACUUCAGGGUCAGAGAGGUCAGCCUGGGUAUCAUCGCUAACCUUAUGUGUCACAAAGCUAGUGCUAAGGAAGUGACUGAGCACGACACACUGCGCACUUUUGUGCCGACCCUGCUGAGGGAGGAUGACGUGUCCGUUCUAACGGAGACAGUCAGGUUGUUGAGAGCUGCUCUCGCUCUGGAGACGGACAUCUCAGACAGGUGGCGCAGAGUCCUCCCUGAUGACACCGUCGAGCGUCUUAUUCACAUUAUCCAGAGCACGCUUAAUAUGACGAGUGUACGAGCGUCAGUACUAAAGGAGCACUGCGCCAUGAUGCUAGAGAUUCUCUUCUACCAAGAUGAGCAACUUCUCGCUAACUCAGCCUACACCGUGUUCCCCAUAGUGGAUAUCCUCCAGAACCGGAGUAGUCAGAGUCUGGAGGAGCCUCUCUUGAGGUGUCUGCAGUACUUGUGUGAGGAGAAACGGGCUGUCACCAACAUGUCCCAGUGUCCAGGUCUCCCUAAGGUGCUGCACAGAGUGAUGUCACAGAAGAUCGAGCACGGUUUGACGGCAGUGUGUUUGUCUCUAAUCUGCACUCUUCUCACCUCUCAGGCUACCGAUGAGAUGUGUGCCUGGCUGGAGAAGGAUUGUAAUAUCACCGAAUCUGCUAUCAGGACCCUGCAUAGCAUUAUUCUUGAUGACGAAGAGGAACGAGAGAACAAGAGUUCUGAGAUUUCUUCGAAUAUUAGCGGUGUUACAAGAGCAAGUGAAUCGUGUAUAACCGAGACUGACAGUUCUAAAGUCGCAGAGAAUGGUCCAGAUAAUCAAAUUAAAGAAGGUCCUUCACAAGAAGGAGAGAUAAACGGACACGGUCAAAAUGAAGGAGCGAUAAGAAGGCAGCUCUCAAAUAAUGAAGAACCCCCAAAUGAGGGGGAACCCCCAAAUGAAGACGAACCUAAUCAGAGAAAUGAAGGACACAUAGAGACACCGACCCCCAAAUCAGCAGGACCGUUUGAGAAUAGAACCCUACACCCCUAUCCGAUUAGUUACCCCUACUUACGGCACUCCGUGUGCACUCCCAACUCCUUCAUCACAAUCGAACGCCAACACUCCACAGUCCACCCUGUCCACUCCCUACUCAAUACAGCAGCGCGUCAUCUACACGCCGAGUGAGCGGCGUGUGCGGCGCGCCACCUCGGAGCCCAGUCGGCCUAUAAUCAAGGUGUGCAGAGAUAUGUCCUGGAACUUCCUGUAUACUCUCGCUAACCAUGUCCCUCAAGAGGGUUCCUGUGUUCUGAGGUACAUAUCAGACUGUAUUAAAGAUCUGAUCAGUUGUUUUCAAUCUGAAGGUGACAAACACGUUGAGUUAGCUAUGCUUUAUAAACAGCACUUGGACAAAUACCUACACUUUUCUAAGUCAAGCACUUUGCUGAACAAGUACAUCACCUGUCACACCCGCUGAUGACUCUAAAAAUCUCAUACCAUAAUUAAUUAAUUAUAAAGUUAAUAUUUAUUAUUUUACCGUACUGGAUGGUGUAUUGAAGAAUUUCAAAGUUGAGAAUUUCAGAUUUAAUAAUACUUCAUAUUUUAUUUGAAAACGGUGGAAACAUUUAAUCGCAAAUGAUUUUUGUAGCUGAUAAUGCUGGGCGCGCAUACAAAUUGUUUGAAAUAUUUAACUUUGUACGUCGUCAUAAUAACUUUAUAUAAGGACGUUUUUAAUUAUAAUCAUAAUCGAUUCUAAAAGCAUUUUAGGAGCUAAUGCUAUUGCCUGCCA
Molecule: messenger RNA, 2083 nt
Organism: Bolinopsis microptera
Lineage: Eukaryota; Metazoa; Ctenophora; Tentaculata; Lobata; Bolinopsidae
Product: protein saal1-like
Exons: 9
Coding region: 64-1482 (472 amino acids)
Source: RefSeq, a predicted model, not a curated record